Misgurnus anguillicaudatus (oriental weatherfish) is the source of this 4401-nucleotide messenger RNA. Lineage: Eukaryota; Metazoa; Chordata; Actinopteri; Cypriniformes; Cobitidae. The record is from RefSeq and is a predicted model, not a curated record.
AUCAACAGUAAAGACACGAGCGUGUACAGAAACUCUUAAGAAGUUGUAGCUGUGCGCAGUUGAAAUAAAGCUUCCCUCAUUUGAAUCUGCUGACUUCCGGGUUUGAUCGAGCACUUGUCAGUGUGUUUACUGUCUUAAGUCUGAUUAAAUUUCACUUUCUGUCGCGUGCUGCUGUAUUUUCAGAGCGGAUUUUAUUUCAGAUGUGUGUUCGGGGUCAGCUGAGUCUGAACUGAGGAAUAUGAGCUGAAAUGCCGUCCGUGACUACUGGAGUGAAGGAACUUUAUCUGUCUACAUCACUGGGAGAACUGAACAAGAAGGCAGAAAUCAAACCAGAUAAAACCAACACCAGACACUAUGUUCAGAGUGCAUGUAAGAUCUUCAAGGCGGCUGAGGAGUGUCGUCUUGAUCGAGAUGAGGAGAGGGCUUAUGUCCUGUAUAUGAAGUAUCUGACCGUGUAUGACCUCAUCAAGAAAAGGCCGGACUUCAAACAGCAGCAGGAUUUCUAUCUGUCUAUGCUCGGGCCAACCAGCUUUAAGAAGGCCAUCGAAGAAGCAGAGAAACUUGCAGCGAGUUUAAAACUGAGGUAUGAAGAAAUGGAAGUGCGGAAAAAGCUGGAAGAAAAAGAGAGAAAAGAGGAAAAGAGUCGAAGAGAAGAAAGAACAGAGAAAGAUGGCCGUGAUUCAGUCAGAGGAACAUCAGAUAAGGACACUCAGAAGGUUCACCAAGACCUUAAUAACAAGAAGACCGGAUGUGCAAAAGCAGCAGGCAGCAUCAGCGCUGAAGGUUUAUUUCGUCUGAUGAAGGACACCGGUAUAAGUGUGUUGGUGAUGGACGCUCGGAGCAGUCGUGACUUUGAGGAGUCGCAGAUGUGCGUCCCGUCGCAGAUGUGUAUCAGUGUACCUGAAGAAGCCAUCACCCCGGGGGUGACGGUGAACCAGAUUGAGUUGAAGUUGCCUGCAGCAUCUCUAGCUGAGUGGAAGCGUCGAGCGUUUGUGGAUUACGUCGUUCUGUUGGAUUGGUUCAGCAGCAUCUCUGACCUCAAACUGGGCACCACUUUACAGAGCUUAAAAGAUGCGCUCUACAAGUGGGACAGCAGUACCAUCCUCCGCAGUGAGCCACUGGUGCUGGAGGGCGGAUACGACAACUGGCUGCUCUUUUACCCCAUGUACACCAGCAACGCUAAAGUCAAACCGCCCAGACAGCAGGAGACCAGCGCACUACCACAAUUAAACUUUGUGUAUCCUUCGCUGGAGGAUCCCAAACCUGUGAGUUUGCAUCCAGAGCCCACAGCCCCGACACAAGUCAAUGGCAGAACGUUGGACCAGGACCCUCCCACAGAACCCCCUGAAAACCUAAACGGACAAACGCCGGUCCACCAGACCGUUCCUCCUACCAGCACAGAUGUCACAUCGCUACCCUCGGCCUCACCCAGACACACUCCACAAGUCGAUCGCUCAAAAAAACCAGCAGUAAACCUGACAUCGAGAGUCAGCAACGAUACAACAGCGGCACACAACGGCCCCUCAACCAAACCUAACCUGGACUCAUCCGCAGUUCUGAGUGAGGAGGAACGCAAGGAGAUCCACGCUGAAACCAUCACCCUGAUGGAGAAAGCUCGUAAAGAGCAGGAACAACGCAAGCGAGCUCAAGAGGAGAAGAGAGAGAGAGAACAGCGAGCUAAAGAAGAGAAAGAGCUGAGAGAGUCGGCCGAGAGACGUCAGAGAGAAGAGAGCGAAGAGAAACAGCAGGAGAAAAAGAAACUGGAAAGACAGAAGGCAGAAGAGGAGAACCAAGAAGAAAUUGAACGAGACCAGAAGGCCAAAAAAUCUCAGAAGGACGUCCCGCUGGACGCUCAGAUGAAGAGCAUGUCACUAGAUUUACCCGCACCGGUCAACACUGUAAACGACAUGAAGAGGGAGCCUCUGACACGAGCAAGGAGCGAGGAGAUGGGCCGAACCGUACCAGGCUUGCCAGACGGCUGGAUGAAGUUUCUUGACACGGUUACAGGCACCUACAGAUACUAUCACUCUCCCACCAAUCGCGUGCAUCUCUAUCCUCCGGAGGUGAACACGCCUCAGGUACCGCCCAUCACGGCAGACACGCCCAAAGCCGAGCCGACGCAACCCGCAGACACCGACAAAGAGAAGGAAAGGGAUCAGUCCAAACUAAAGAGAUCGUACUCGUCUCCUGAUAUCAGCCAGGAGCUGAACGCAGAGAGCAGCAGAAACGUACCUGCAGACAUACCCAAAAUAAACAGAGAAAACAAGCCUCAGACUGUUGCCGCAUACAAGUUUGAUGUCGCACGUCCGUCCGCGGCAAAGAUUCGGAAUCUGAACCCGGUGUUCGGGGGUCAAGGGGCGUUAUUAACAGGGCUUCGUAACCUUGGCAACACCUGCUACAUGAACUCCAUCCUCCAGUGUCUGUGUAACACCGUAGCCAUGGCAGAAUAUUUCAACAAGAACUACUAUCAGGAAGACAUUAACCGGGCCAAUAUUCUGGGUCAUAAAGGGGAAGUGGCCGAUGAGUUCAGUGUGGUCAUGAAGGCUCUGUGGUCAGGACAAUAUAAAUGCAUCAGUCCUCAAGAUUUUAAAGGCACCGUCUGUAAAAUCAACAACAGAUUUUCCAGCUACGAGCAUCAAGAUUCCCAGGAACUCCUUCUGUUCCUCAUGGACGGACUGCACGAGGAUCUAAACAAGGCGAAUAAACGCAGGGGUUAUAAGGAAGAGGAUAUCGAUCACCUGGACGACGUGAGCGCUGCAGAUCUGGCCUGGUCCAAACACAAGCUGCUGAAUGAGUCCAUCAUCGUGGCUCUGUUUCAGGGUCAAUUUAAAUCUACAGUUCAGUGCAUGAGCUGCCAACACAAAUCUCGCACCUUCGAGACCUUCAUGUACCUCACGCUAGAGAUGACGGCCAGCAGCAAAUGCUCUUUACAGGAUUGUUUGAAACUCUUCUCAAAAGAGGAACGAUUGACAGACAGCAACCGCUUCUACUGCAGACGCUGUAAAACGCACCGCGACGCCAUCAAGAAAAUGCAGAUCUGGAAAGUUCCUCCGAUUUUACUCAUCCACUUGAAACGGUUCAAGUACGACGGCCGGUGGCGGGAAAAGCUACAGACGUUGGUGGAUUUCCCGCUGGAUAACCUGGACCUGUCGCAGUACGUGAUCGGACCCAAACCCAACCUGAAGAAAUACAGCCUGUACGCCGUCUCUAAUCAUUACGGCGGUUUGGACGGAGGUCAUUACACCGCAUACUGUAAAAACCCCAUCAAGCAGCGCUGGUUCAAGUUUGAUGAUCACGAGGUGUCUGAUAUCUCGCCCUCCUCCGUUCGCUCUGCAGCGGCCUACAUCUUCUUUUAUUCAUCCCUGUGAUGAAACCAAUGUGUUAACCUGAGGUGACCGAUGCACAUUUGAGAUACAACUGAGGGCAGAGGUUAAAGCCUUCACGUGAAGACUGAUGAAAACUUUGGCUGAGGGAACGUCUGUGUCUCUCUCUCUCUCUCUCUCUCUCUCUGUCUCUCUCUGUCUCUCUCUGUCUCUCUCUCUCUCAGCAGCGUUGUGUUGGACUUUAGCAGGGCUUUGACACACAGGCUCAGGUCUCACAUUCAGAGCAUCUAUCUGCUUUUCAAGACUUAUGUCAUAUGUAAACAGAUGUUUCUGAGAGAUUGUGUGUCAAUAUACACAGACACACACACACAUAUAAAUACAUAUCUACACAUGCACAAACACUAUAAUCCAACAGCUCAUUAGGUGUGCAUUUAGGGAGAUGAUUUAUUUAUUUAUAGUGACCAAAUGUUUCCUGUAGAAAUGCAGUAUGUGUAUCUGGUUAAUUCCAGACCUAAAGGAGUCAAAUAAUCUUGGUGAAAACAACUCCAUCAUCUUCACACCAUAAAGUCUCUGUCCCUGAACAAACAUUCACACACGUACACGUUUAGAUGCAUUGAUGUGUGUCCGGUGUGAUUUACAGACAUGCACCGGUGAUGACAUCAUACAGCGCAAUAACUAACAUGGGACUGUUACAAACCCUGAACGACUGAUGAUUUACAACCGUAGAUAACAACAGUUGAUGUUAAAUUUCCCUCGAGUAUCAUUAGCACACAUCCCACUGAAGGGACUUUUAUAAUGUAAUCCAGACUAAACUUCUGGUUAUUUCUCUCUGCACUAAUAUUACUCAAAGUUAAAGCUGCUUUAUAUUAAGCUUGUAGUUUAAAUGACCAAACGUUAGCACAGUAUCACAAUAUCCACUAACAUUAUCUUUUAUUUGUAGCAUGAUGUUUGGCAUGAGUCUGAUUGAUUUUCUCAUCCCGUUUCUUAUAUUAGGAUACUUAUUCUUCAAAUCCAUUUAUUGGUCUAUAAACCCCUAAAUCAUAACAAAUGUACUGCUUCAAUAAAAUACACAAACAGA